Colletotrichum lupini is the source of this 1326-nucleotide messenger RNA. RefSeq lists its product as uncharacterized. The transcript has 13 exons. Lineage: Eukaryota; Fungi; Ascomycota; Sordariomycetes; Glomerellales; Glomerellaceae. The coding region runs from base 1 to 1326 and encodes 441 amino acids. The record is from RefSeq and is a predicted model, not a curated record.
AUGUCAGUUUGGUCACAAGCCUGCGUGAUCAGACAGUUCAGAAUGAAUACCCGCACUGCCGCUACAUGCCAGACGAAGAAGUAUAGGCACUUCCUGUUUUACACCAAGUUCCUGAGAACUCAUGCUACGGGUGGCCACGGAUGGCGAUUAAAGCUGAAAGGAGUAUGUGAAUUUCUCUUUGACACGGAUGUUGGUAGUUCGGAGCCUUGGAGCAUGGUUAUCAUUUAUUUACGGUGUCCAAUUUUCUCCCGUCAUGUACCUUACGAGAAAGGCACCCAUUCGUGGAUGUACUUAAAGGUUGGAUACGGGUAUCCUAUUGCGCGUAUCACCCUCUUCGCCUUCUUUGUUGGCAUCUAUAAAUGGCUCGGCCUCCUUCUUGAUGACGAGGCUGCCAACCAUCUCCCCGAGUUCCAGAUGUUUCAUGAACGUUUUGCCGCUGGCGAGAAGCAGCCCAUACCUCUGCUCCAAGGAUGGGCUGAAUUAAUGACAUUGGCGUUCAAGCAGUGGGCUCCCUUAGUUGCCAACUUUAUUGUUUCCUCAUUUCUGAAUUUCUUGAACGCCAAUGUGCUCGAAGCCCGGAAGGAAUUUAGCUGGGCUUGGUUCCUCCGCGACAAGGAUGGAGUCGGAGAAGCAUAUACCUGGUUCACGUUUCCCAAGGCCCUUUACCCUGAUAUGUCCUCUUUUUUGGAGGUGAUACCAGGUCUUGCUACAUGGGUUGGACUCACUAAUGAAAUACUUUCGGGAUGGUAUGAGGAUAAGGAGGCCUACUUCACUCGGCCGCCCACUGUGAUCCUCUGGUGCGGCCAUUAUCAGACAGGAAUCGCGGCAAACGACCUAGCCUUAUGGAGAUCUGCCGAGAUGUGUUCAUCCAAGGGCGAACACAAAAGGAUUGUGUGCGAUUCUCGUUGGAUACUUCGUACCAUUUGGUGGUGCCCAAAACAACUGGAAGGAAUUACCCACAUCAACGAGACGUCGACGAUGAAAGAAAUUCUGAAUAUGGCUCCUGCGAUCAAGGGUAAACCACUCUCAUACAAGCUCGCCACAACUUAUCUGCCACACAAACACCAAGACUUUGAGUUUCCCACGAUCACUAUGAGGACCGUGGACUGUAUCAACCUGCCUCAAAUGGUGAUCCGCGUUGACGACAAAAUGAAGUUCGCGAUUGCUUCCUCUGCUAUCGUGAUCUUCCUUGGCACAGCUUCGGCUGUUGAAUUAGUCUGCUACGGCACUGGAGUCCCCUCGCCCAUCGGAAAAGGUGACAUCGAGUACGCCAUCAGGAACCGCCCCAAGGAUGUUGCUAUUAUCACAACACCUAGCAAUAAGUAA